AUGCAAGUUCAUACUGAUAAAAGUCCUGUAAUUCGAACUACAAAAUCAAGAGUGGCAGUUUCCCCUAAUUCUAUAAAGUCAAUUCCAAUUACACAUAAAGUAAUCAAUCGUAUAAUGGUUCCAAUAUACUUAAGAGAUCAAUAAUAAUAAUAACAACAACAACCAUAAAAUCCAGAUGUGAUUAGAUUGUAAUAGGAAUUAGAGAUGUGGAUUCAAAGAUAUCGAGAAUUAGAAUAAAUGUAUUAAGGACAUAAGAAUCAUUUAGUUAUUGUAUAUAAAAUAAUUAUGAAUAGAUUACAUAAUAUUAAGAGCGUAUUGAUAUGUUAGUUUAAGAGAAUCAUCAAUUAUCUCUCAUUUUAGAAUCACGUAUUUAAGAAGUGUAAUAAUGGGAAAGAAGUUACUAAGAGUUACAAUAACAAUUACAAUAUACUCACACAAAUAGAGAAUCUGAAUUUCAAAUUCAAAUUAAUUAAUACUCUAAUGUAAUUACAAAUUAUGAAAAGAAUAUUAAUGAAUUGAAAACCACUCUCCAAUUAAAUCAAUAAGAAGGCUAAUAAUGGAGAGAGCGUUGUGAGUAUUUAUAAAAGGAAUAAGAAAAAUUGAGACUCUAUUAUGAAAAUCAACGUCAAUAGGAUGCUGAAAUGCUUAUGCAAAGUGCAGAUCAACAACGUUAAUAAAAUGAAAAUGAGGUUUAUAAACUUAGAAGUUAAUUGGAUAGCAGAAUGAAAGAAUUAGAAUAAUUUAAGUAAUAAAAUCAUCAAUUAGAAUAAACUUUGAUUGAAGUUGGAUCAAGUUAAUAAAAUUAUGAAACUAAAUUAUUACUAUUAACAUAAGAAAUUGAAAAUAGUAAUAAUGUAUUCUAGAAAAAAGUGUAAUAAUUUGAAUAAACAAAAAAAAGAAAUUAAGAAUUAGAAUAAGAAAAUCAGAUCUUGAGAGAAUAAUAUGAUCAAUUUGCUCAAUAAUUAGAUUUCUAUAGGUAAAAAUAUGAGCAAGAAGUUUUGAAUUAAAGAAAACAGGAAAAUUCGAAGUUGGAUAGAGAACGAACAUUAUCAGAAGAAAUGAAAAGAAUUUAAUAAUAAAUUGAAGAGAGAGAUAGAAGAAUUAAAUAAUUAGAAGUUUAAAUAUAAGCCAAUUCUUAAUACUAAUAAUAAUUGAUAUAAUUAGAAGAUAAAUGCUAAGUUUAUUAAUAAGAAAUUGAAAGAUUAAAUGGUUAAGUUAGAUUGAAGGAAUAAUAGAUCUAAUAGAUUUAAUUACAUAAUGAAUAAGUUUAAUAAAAACAUUACAAAAAUGAAAACACUUUAAUAAAAAUUCAAAAUGAUUAUCAACAAUUGAUUAUACAAUAAACUACAUAUUAAAAUAAUUUAGAAUAAUUGUAAAAAGUAAAAUUGUAAUUAGAAGAGAGAGUUGUAUUAUUAGGAAGUGAGAUUGAGAGAUUGAAUGAUAUUUAAAGAUAAUUGAUAAAUGAACUUGAAUAGAAUGUAAGAACAAGAAGGAAUGAGAAUGAAACUCUAAAUACAGAAAGAUAGAAAUACUCAAUCCUUAUUGAAUAAUAAUCUAGAGAAUUAUCAGAAUAUAAAUUAAAACUUAAUUAAAUUGAGUUAAUUAGAAGUUAAUCUGAAUAACUUAAAUCUGAUAAUGAUAGAUUAAAUUAAUUAUUAAGACAUUUAUAGAAUGAAAAUGAAUAAUGGAGAUCUAAUUAUAAUAAAUUGGAGGAAUAAUUAUAAUAAGAAUAUGAAACAAAAAUUAUUAUGUUAUCAUAAGAAAUAGAAAGAUUGUCUAUUCUCAUUAAUGAGAGAAGUACUGAAAUGGAAACUAAUAGAAGGAAAGUUACUAUUUUGGAAGAAGAAUUAAAUAAGAAAAGAUAUAGUUAAGAUGAAAAAUUGGCUAUGCUCACAAGUGAAAUAGAAAGACUCAAUCUUUUAAAUCUCUCUUAUUCAGAAUAAAUUGAAUUACUCAAAACUAAAUUAAUUAAACAAGAUUCAUAGGAUUUACUCUUAUUAAAAGAAAAAAACUUAUAUUUAAAUUAGGAAAUAGAACGCUUAUAAAAUAUAGUAGAAGAUCUUACUAAAGAAUUAGAAAUUUAUAGGUAUCUUAUUUUUAUAUAUUUUCAGACUUAAAUAUGCUGAUUAAUUUGGAGUAGGAUCAAAGUAUGAAGAAUUGCUUCUCUAUUUAUCAUUAUAUAAAGUAGAAAUUGAAAGUUUAAGAGCUUAAUUGACUGAUAAAGAAAAAGAAGUUAAUGAUAUGCGCAGAUCAUAAUUGGCACCAUACAGAAGAUGA
Paramecium sonneborni is the source of this 2277-nucleotide messenger RNA. The record is from the annotation of a GenBank genome assembly. NCBI's taxonomy places the organism in Eukaryota, Ciliophora, Oligohymenophorea, Peniculida, Parameciidae.